Molecule: messenger RNA, 3048 nt
Organism: Amblyraja radiata (thorny skate)
Lineage: Eukaryota; Metazoa; Chordata; Chondrichthyes; Rajiformes; Rajidae
Product: E3 ubiquitin/ISG15 ligase TRIM25-like
Exons: 7
Coding region: 467-1753 (428 amino acids)
Molecular function (GO): zinc ion binding
Source: RefSeq, a predicted model, not a curated record
UUUGAUUAGCACUCAAUCAGUGCGAAUCAGUUACAUGUUCUGCUCACUGUCAACCCAGAUGCACCUCAAGUCUGCUUUCUUAGCCCUCUGCUCUACUCUCUUUACACCUAUGCUUGUAUGGAUAAGUGCAGCUCCUUUGCCAUCUGCAAAUUCGCCAACGACACGACUGGAGGUAGAACUAUCCGAAUCACGAAUGGUGACGACUCAACAUGCCACGUUGUUUGGCAUUAAUAUUACUAUCUGUCGUGGACCAGCCACAGCCAAGAAGGCACAUUAACCCAUCUACUUCUUCAGGAGACAGAUGGAAAAAAAAUCAGCUUGUCUCCAAUGACUCUUACAAACUUCCACUUAUCCAUAACAGGAAGCAUGCUGUGCGUGCUCAGCCGGUGGGAGGGUUUGCUCGCUGAUCUGAUCCGCCCCGGCCGCUUUAUAAGGAGAUCCGGCGGCUGAGCUCCAGCCUGCUGUCAUGGCCUCGGUGCAGGGCGCCAGCCCGGUGCAGAUGCGGGUGUCUGCUGACAAGCUGCUGUGCUCCAUCUGCCUGGAGGUGUUCCGCCAGCCCGCCACCAUUCCGUGCGGCCACAGCUUCUGCCUGGAGUGCAUCGAGGAGCUGUGGGAGCGGCAGGCGGGCUCGGGGGCCUACAGCUGCCCUCAGUGCCGCCAGGCCUUCAACCCGCGGCCCGCACUGCGUCCCAAUCCCGUGCUGUGCGGCAUCGCGCUGGACCUCUUGGCCGAGCCGCAGCCCGAGGCCGUGGAGGAGGUGUCGCCGGGCCUGACGUUCUGUGAUGUGUGCACGGUGGCGCGGCAGCCAGCCGCCCGAUCCUGCCUCCUCUGCCUCGCCUCCUACUGCAAGUGGCACCUGCGGCCGCACCGCCUCAGCCCCGCCUUCCGCGACCACCCGCUGGCGCCGCCUGCAGCCGACGUUGGCAGCCGCAAAUGCGGGCCGCACCGCAAGCACCUGGAACUCUUCUGUCGCACCGACAAAGCCUUCAUCUGCGGCCUAUGUCUGGCCGCCGAGCACCGCACCCACCGGGUGGUGUCGCUGGACGAGGAGGCAGAGAGUCUGAAGAAAGAACUGAAGAAGGCUGACUUGGAAAUGGGGAAGCAGUUGCACGAGACCUUGCUUGAGAUUGGGUUGCUUCAGCAAGACAUGGACUGCAUUGUGAGAACUUCUGAGAAAGUGAAAUUGGAAAUCACCAACCAUUUUUCAGCAAUGACUGAAUCAAUUGAAGAGACUCUGCGAGUGGUGAUUGAGAUAAUUGGCGGGGAGCAGCAAGCAGCCUUGAGCCAGGCCAAAACCAUCCGAGCCCAACUGGAACAGAAAUGCAUGGAGCUCCGAGAGAAGAAACUCCAGCUGGAAAUCUUGGCUAGCAAGAGUGAUAAUUUCAAAUUGGUGCAGGAAUCCCUUUGUUUCAGCACAGCUUCCCAAGUCCCUGACAUCCCACGGUUGAAGUCCGACUUGCAUUCCAUGCUGGCACGUGCUAGCAAGGCUGCAGCAGACCUUUCCUCUCAGGUGAAGGAGUGCCUCCGUCGAGCAAUGAAGCGCAAACUGAAGAACCAAGGUAGGAGAGGGUGUGAAAAAGGUGUUCAAACAUCAGAGGCAUCUCACCACACCUCUCUGCUCCCCCCAGAGCCCAAGAUUCGGAAGAUCUUUGAAGAAUCACUCCCAUCACAAAGCAGUGCCACUGCUCCUCCAAGCCACGCCAAUCGGAUCCUUUCCCCUGGGCACUGCAGUUGCCAUGAAGCUGACAUCUGAGAAGGGAUGAGAAAGUGAGGUGUGUCUAUCUAAAGGAUGUUACUACCCAGAGCAGAAGUGGAUUAAUGAUGGUUCCUGGUAGUCCAGAUGCCUGGGGUUUUACUGGGGGGGGGAUAUGACUGGGCUGACAAAGGAGUUGUGGAAAGGACUGGGCGUACAUCCUGUCCACUGCAAAGGAAUGGUAUGUCUUCAUACCUGAAACUCGCCAGUGAUUUUAAGACUGGAUUGCAUCAAGGCCACCUGCAACACCAUGGGCUACGUGGCCAAGUAUUCAACUGGAUUGGCGUUUUCCUGGAUUAUUCAGAUGGUUAUUAAUUUGGUUUAGAGUGAAAGUCAAUGUCAUUCAAGGGAAAGGAACCAUUUGAUCAGCAUCCCAUAUUCACUCCCCCAUCACCAAUGCUGGUGCCUACCAUCCAAGGAUACAAACCAGCAGUUUACCCCUGUGAUUUUGACAACCCCUCCCACAUUCUUGUGAAACCUUGAAGGUUUUUGGGAACGUCACCACCUCCAAAUUCCCCUCCGUCAUGCUUCAUUCUGAAGUGAAAAUAAGUCCGAUUUCCUUGGUCAUUGGGUCACAGUCAAAACGCUGAGCAUCUCUACCUAAUGAUACCGUGGAGGCAUGUAUAUUGUAGACACUGCUCCAGGAAAGAAGCUCACUGCUGCCAUCUCAAUGGGGAUUAGGGGUGGGGAAAUAAAUCCUCUCUUAACUGCAGAUCACUCAAACAUAGCCCCAGAAGCAGUAUAUAUUUGAGCUUCCCAUUGAGUACAUCUGCCCAAAGAGCCUUUUAAUCUCUCUGCAGUUUCAGGAUUUAGGGAGGUAUACAUUAUGGCAGGCAGACAACUUGUAGGCCUUUCUAUCACUUGAGUCAUUUUGCCAAUUCUCCAGGCUGUACUCUUGGCAGAAUUGUCUCGCUGGGGAUAAUUAAGAUUGUCCAUGUGGGACGGGGUGAGGAAAUGCAGGAAAAGGUGCUUGUGACCCAUGAACUCGCAACCGUCCCUAAUGCUUUACACUCAACUCAUUCUUGCAACUACAAUACCUUCAGCUUUACAGUAUUGCAAAUUUUAUACUCUUGCUCCAUCUUGUAUUAAGAUUUAAUACUUGCUUCCAGCUCCUUGUGUAUUUGCAGUGAGUCAGAACUAUUUGCUCUUUUAUUGAAUGUACAGAGGUAUUAUCUAAAAUAAACUUUGCACUUUGUCCCAAUUAAAAAUGAAACAUGUCAAUAGUAAUAUUUUCUUUAUAUUGAAGUAGAUAACCAUAAAAUGGAAUAUGAUACCAUUAAUAAAGUUUGAAUAUA